Messenger RNA from Owenia fusiformis, 1257 nucleotides. The record is from the annotation of a GenBank genome assembly. Lineage: Eukaryota; Metazoa; Annelida; Polychaeta; Sabellida; Oweniidae.
AUGCUGACAGCCCAGGGGGACAUUCAACAGAACAAAGCUGAUGUGGCUGAAUUGAGAUGUCACAUGCAGAGAACUGACAGUCAGGGGUCCCUUUAUCGAGUGAUGAGAGAAGAAAUGUCAGACAAACAACAUAAAAUAGACACCAGAACUCAAGACUACACAGAGCUCCAUGCACAACUUAAAGAUAUGUUGAAUCAUAUAGCACAAGAGACAAAUGAUGUGAAAUCCAUAGAAGAACAGUUACGUGAUGGCCAGGUUGCACAGAAUGAUGCCUUGCGUAGUGAACUAGAAGGUAUUGUAGGGGGACUCCAGACAUAUCUCCAAGAUGUUAAACAGAGGGCAGCCAAUCAGAAUGAAGCAUAUAAUUCACUGCAAAUAGAGAAGGAUGCAUUAGAGGAAAGAUUACAUAACCUUGAGAAGGAGAUGGGCAUCAUGGAUUCAGAGGCUGGAGGCUAUAUGAAAUUAAGAGAAAAAUUGCAUAAUCUUGAAGUAUCCUUACAUACAAAAGAUGAAGAAAAUCAGAUGCUGAAAUCACAGCUUGAUGAAACACUCUCUGCUGAUGCAAACAUUGAUCGUGACAUAAAAUUAGCUCAAGAAGAAGUUGAGGCUCUGAGACAUAGCCUUAAAGCAGCAGAACAAAAAUCAAUGGCUGAUAAACAAGUUUUGUUAAAUAAACUUGAAAAUGAACAAAAGAGGGCAGCACAUGCUGUUGAUAAACUAAAGCAGGCAGCUAACACAGAGCUUCAAUCCCAGUUACAAGAAAGAGACAAUGAGAUUCAAGAGUUACUCAACAAAUCAAGCCAGCCUCAACAUAUUCAACAGAAACUACAGGACAUGAUGGAAAGCAUUGAUGCAGGCCAGGCACCAGAUGAAUCCAUAUUUGAAGAACCAAAUGAGGUCAAUGAAGCAUUAAUGGAGAUGCAACGCCAGCUAGUGGACAAAAUAUACACUAGUCAGGCAGAAGUGAAGAAAGCUGAGAAAGAGAAAUCAAAGUCCGAGUCAGAAGUAAGAAAAUUGAGAGAACAACUCUCAAAAUUGAACCAAGCUAACAACACACAACCUCAACAGAACUCCAGCAGUGGUGAUGAUGACACAAUAGCUCAACUGCAAGAGGAAAUAUCUCAGCUAAAAGAUGCCUUGAAACAGUCCAAGCAAAAACAGACAUCUAACCAAUCCACUGGUCUACCUAACCACUUCCUUGAGCCUACACCUCGUAGUGACCAUACCAGAAUUGGAGGCUCACAAAGGGACCUCUGA